This is a messenger RNA of Colletotrichum higginsianum IMI 349063, 525 nucleotides long. RefSeq lists its product as uncharacterized. The record is from RefSeq and is a predicted model, not a curated record. The transcript is spliced from 4 exons. Lineage: Eukaryota; Fungi; Ascomycota; Sordariomycetes; Glomerellales; Glomerellaceae. The coding region runs from base 1 to 525 and encodes 174 amino acids.
AUGGGCAGGCUACGCACGGAUACACUCCGACUGCACCCUGGCCCAUCCGCCCUGCGCGCACCACUACGCAGAGAGCUUCAGCACACACCCGUCGCGAAAAUUGUGCAGACUCUCGACUCAACUCUUCCAUUGCGCCGCACUCCGUUCCUUAGUGCGAAUCCAGUCAUUCUCGGCCGACACACCACCUCACCACCCGACGACCUCUGCCCAUCCACCCAUCCAUCCGCCGUCCGCGCCCGCGCACGCGCACGCGAGAGAUACAUAGAGGGGUCCAGCUACGGAACACGCUCAACCACCCACAACCGCUUUCUCCCCCCCUUCUCCCGGCGAGGCGAGACCUCGUUCCGCGCGCAGUUGCUCCUCCUUGACGACACUGGUCCGAAGAAAAGAUCCCUCCCCUCUCCAGGACUACCUCAGGUCCUUCCUUCGCCCACACCCACAGGGCCCCCUACGCGUACCCUUCCUCCUCCUCCUCCUCCUGCUGCUGCUCCUCCGCACCCCUCUCCCGCCCCUACCAAGGAUUAG